Zonotrichia albicollis (white-throated sparrow) is the source of this 1272-nucleotide messenger RNA. RefSeq names its product nuclear cap-binding protein subunit 2. Gene Ontology annotation, biological process: mRNA cis splicing, via spliceosome. Gene Ontology annotation, molecular function: RNA cap binding. Gene Ontology annotation, cellular component: nuclear cap binding complex. Lineage: Eukaryota; Metazoa; Chordata; Aves; Passeriformes; Passerellidae. The record is from RefSeq and is a predicted model, not a curated record.
CGUCUGUCGCGCGCCGCUCGCCGCGUCCGGUGCGCGGCGGUUGUGGAAGGAUCCGGGCGGCGGGGCCCGGGCGGGCGCGAUGUCGGGGCUGCUGCACACCACGCUCAGCGGGCUCAACAGCGACUCGUACUGCGAGAUCAGCCAGUACCGCGACCAGCACUUCCGGGGUAGCAGGCAGCUGCAGGAGAAAUCGCUGAAGAUUUCCUCCACGCUGUAUGUCGGCAAUCUGUCCUUCUACACCACCGAGGAGCAGAUCCAGGAGCUCUUCUCCAAGUGCGGGGAUGUCAAGAGGAUUGUCAUGGGGCUGGACAAGAUCAAGAAAACCCCCUGUGGCUUCUGCUUUGUAGAGUACUACACGAGAGCAGACGCUGAGCACGCCAUGAGGUUUAUCAACGGCACGCGGCUGGAUGACCGCAUCAUCCGCACAGACUGGGACGCAGGCUUCAAGGAGGGGAGGCAGUAUGGGAGAGGAAAGACUGGAGGACAGGUGCGAGAUGAAUACCGGACAGACUACGAUGUGGGAAGAGGUGGCUUUGGCAAGAUCAUCCAGAUGCAGAAGGCAAAUCACCAGCCUGCAAUCUAUUAAUUGCCUCGUGGCUCCUAGCUUGUAGAGGGCUCUGUCCUUCCAGAGCUAGCCCUGUUCUCACAUUUGGGAUGGGGUAUGGAGUGAUCCAAGUUCCAGCAAAAGGUGACUCUCCUUAGACUGUGGAUAUACAUGUGUUCAUUCUCCCUUCUUCCUGAGCUAGAGAGGAUGUUCUGUGCUGGUACAGGGCAGCAAGGGGAAAAAAUGGACAGCUCUGUAGGAUUUUGGGCAAGAAGAAAUGCAGCAUGUCACACACACCUCAUGCUAUGACAUACCCUUCAUGUUGCACUUAAGCAGGUCGCUUCCUCCAAGCUGCAACUGCAGCUGUGGUUGCUUUCAAAUGGAACUUUUUUUAAAAGCUUAUCACCAUUGGAGCCCUCCAGGUGCCUGGCCACCUAGUGAGGAUGCACAAGAGAUUCAGGUUUCUCAUUUACAACCUCACCUGCUCAAUAAACAAUAUCACUGAAUGAGAGAAGUGGACAAGGUGUUACCAUCCACUUGGAGGGCCUGUCUGCACAUCUAGCCCUUGGGUUGGUCAGGGCCUGCAGAGCAUUUCUCUUUGUGAUGCCCCCAGUGCUGCCUGGCUUUUCAGAUCCUCACUGUUCGGUGUGAUUUUGUUAAAAGUUUCUGUUAAUUUUUUUAAAUAAACAGUUGUAUUUGGUCUGACUGAGAAGGUAAUUUCACCCCUA